UCUUUCUCUUUUUCUUUUUCUUUGUAAAUAAACAAUGGCUACUUCAAUUCCUUUACUUGAAACACUUCAAAUCACUCUUUCUUCUUCUGGUGUGACAGAGUUGGCUUUCAAUCGCCCCACAAGAUAUAACGCUUUGUCUCCUUUAGCCUAUAGAGAUUGGCUUGCAGCUAUUCAAUGGGCUGCUCGAUGUGACGCUGUGAAAGUUGUAGUCAUGACAGGUCGUGGCAAAUAUUAUACUUCAGGCCAAGAAUUACAAGAACCCGACAAUAGUCCUAAAGGUGAAGAAUUUAAUAAGAAAAGAAGACUUGUGACAAAAACACUUGUCGAUGAAUUGAUCAAUUUCCCUAAACUUUUGAUUGCAGGUGUCAAUGGUAAUGCGAUUGGUUUUGGUGUUACAACACUUGCUUUAUUUGAUGUUGUUUAUUCUAUACCUCAAGCUACGUUUACGACUCCUUUUAUGAAGCUAGCAUUUUGUGCUGAAGGUUGUUCUUCUAUUUUAUUUCCUCGAAUUAUGGGUGUCUCCAGAGCCAAUGAAAUGUUACUUUUAGGCCGUACAUUUACUGCUGAAGAAUUGGUGGAUUGCGGAUUUAUUAGUAGAACCAUUCCAGCUGAAGAUUUCCAUAAAGAAGUAUUGGCUAUUGCUCAUGAAGCAGCCAAAUUCUCAAGUGAAGCUAUUGCUGUUUCUAAAAAGCUUAUUCGAGACGUGGAUCGACAAGUGUUGCUUCAGGUGAAUGAAGUGGAAAUGGCUAGAUUAUCUGAGCGCAUGAAAUCAAAAGAUUCACAAGAUGCUCUCAAUAAGUUUGUUGAAGAAAACAAGAGAAAGAAAGCUGCCAAAUCAGCUAAACAACAGCAACAGCAACAGCAACAAAGUAAGCUUUAAAGUUAUGUAAUAAAAU
Molecule: messenger RNA, 896 nt
Organism: Gilbertella persicaria
Lineage: Eukaryota; Fungi; Mucoromycota; Mucoromycetes; Mucorales; Choanephoraceae
Product: ClpP/crotonase-like domain-containing protein
Exons: 4
Coding region: 35-880 (281 amino acids)
Source: RefSeq, a predicted model, not a curated record